CGUUCAUUUGAAUAUGCACUGUCAAGGUUGAAUUUGCCUGGACUACGACUACACAACUAGCAGUGUACUGUUGGCAUGCACACGCCCCAACGAACUGCACUGUACGGCCGCAACGGGGAAAAUAGAUUUCAAACGACUUCGUAUUGAAUUGGUCAUAAUAGCACUUAUAAUACCACUAGGACGCGAAGGUGACGCAGGCAAUUUCGUAGGAUAAAAGAAAAGCAGGAUGAUAUAUAGGUGUACCUUCUCUUGAAAGGAGAUUUCUAUUCCGGAUAGCCACCCAACAAAGGGGGAUUUCAAGUGGGUGUGACUCAAGAUGUAAUAAUUGGAAGAGCGAAAACGGGAACAGAAUAUAAUAUUCAGCGCGUGUAUACUACCAGCUAGAAAUACAGAGCACUGUGAUCAACAGUCACUCAUGUUCCAGUUGCUGCGACAAGUGAAUAUACCGACUUUUUUAGAAGAGAUGUUUCUUGGAGGAAUAUAAGUACUAAAAUAAGAUGCCUCAUUGACUUCCCUUGACGAUUUGCAGUACAUUGUGACUCGAAUAUAGUUUGGAGAAUCAUAAUUAUGUUUUGACCGACUCUAACUAAGCGCUACAUAAUCCAAAAUGGCGACUGACCAACAAGAUGGCGACCCUAGUCCCGAGACGGACAUCCACAGUGUACAGUUCAUGGAAGAGUUUACCACCUGUCCGAUAUGUGAACGUGAAUACGAAGACCCACGGAUGCUGUCUUGUUUACAUACCUACUGCAGGAGCUGCAUCGAGAAGAAGCAAAAGCAAAAUGGUGGGAAUUUCUCUUGUGAAUUGUGUAAGGACGGGACGGUUGUAAAAACAUCAGCGGUCAACUUGGCUAUUAAUACGAUGGUUGCCAAAAUGAAGUCGAUGUUGACGGGAGACCAGGUUGAGUCGAGCACGGAAUCCGAAUCGGAUACAAGUAUUGCAGAAAAGACAUGUACUUCCUGUGAGAAAGGUAAUGUCGCGACGUGCCGCUGUCAAGACUGUCGGGAGUUUAUGUGUAAGGCUUGCAAGAGGGCGCAUAAUAAUGUCAAGAUCUUACGUGAUCACACGGUAGUGACUAUGGAGGAAUGGCAGAAGAUGAAGGAGAAAGAUCCUCAUCUUGAUGAUACAAACACAGUCAACAAACUAUGCCUAGAACACAAAGAGCCCAUAUCUUUAUUCUGCGAGAAAUGUUCACAGUUGGCAUGCAAUGAUUGCGUAGUUCUGUACCACAAAGGGGAGAAGCACCGCUGUGUUGCUAUCGAGGAAGCUGCUGCUUCGAGGAAGCAAGAACUGGAGGCUUCAAUCCGCAAGACGCAGCAGACUGCAGCUAAGUUCCGUGGAGCGUGGGAAAUUCUUGAGAAGACACGAAAUGAGUUGAAGGGCAGCGCAGAACAGCUUCGUACUGAGAUCAGAGAGGCCAUCAAGAACGAGAAAGAUGACUUGGAGGUUCGUGAGGAACGGUACCUUGGAAAUGUAGAUUCAGUUGUCAAAAAGAACGAUGAUAAAAUCGAAGAACACAUCGAUAAAAUUGAAAUGGGAUUAGAAAAGUUGGCAACAGCUUUUGAGCUUGGGGAGAGUGUUCUUGACUUUGGAGACGAGUAUCAUUUAUUGUCAUUAGAUCAUGCAGUGCGGACAAGGCUUGCUAACUUACAGAAGCUUCAACCAAGGCUUCCUUCAGAGGACCUGAGCAUCAUCGAUAUAGCCGAAAUCACAGGAGAAGAUGCAGCCGAUGAAAGUGAUGAAAUGGACGGACUUAAGAGUGAAUCGACUGAAUCAGAGCAGGAAAUCAGUGAGGACACGACACCAGUAUGGGAGCUUGCAUCUACAAUUGGGGCUCCCGGUUCUAAAGAGGGACAGUUCGAUUGGUGUAGAGGCGUCUCGGUAUCUUUAGAUGGGCACACUGUUGUCGCCGACUGGGGAAAUGACCGCGUCCAGGUGCUAGACAAAGAUGGGAAAUUUGUUUGCUUGUUAAACUCUGACAAGAAACAUGAUGGGAAGAUUUCGAUGCCUCAAGAUGUGGCAUGUCUUCCUGAUGGUCGAUUCGUUGCUGUCGAUAAAUCAAAGUUUGUCCGCAUAUAUGACCCUCAGGGACGCUUCUAUCUUCGUUUUGAGACAUCAAGCAAAGACGAAGAAGUCAAAAUGUUGGACGUCGAACUAGCAUGCGUCACCGUAGACCGUCGGAACAGAAUCCUUGUCGGUGACUGUAAGCGUAACGUUAUUACGUUCCAUUACGCCGACGGCACCCUUUUGAAGACACUCCCUGUUGUUGGUCCCAGUCACAUUGCAACCGAUCAACGAGAUCGCAUCGUUGUCAGCUGCCCCAGAAAGCAAAAGAUCAGAAUCAUGACAAAGGAAGGUAAACUCCUUUUGGCUAUCGAUUCAUACGGUGAAACUGGAAAGUUGAAGCCAAGCGGGGUUUGCUGUGAUGCCGAGAACAACAUAUUUGUUGUCCACAAAGAACGUGGAGGUGAGAAAGGUGUUCACAUGUACACCGAUCGGGGUCAGUAUGUAGCGUGUGUGGCUACAGCUUUCAGGGAGCCAUUCGACGUGUGCCUCUCACCGGAAGGACAUGUUGUUGUUUCUGAUGAGGAUACCAUCAAAGUGUUCCGCAAGAAACCCAAAGGGUCAUCUUCGGAUUGACUGGCCGAUAAGACUCUGUAAAGACUAUAAAGUUUAUCGAAUACAUGUAUUUUUAUCAAGAAAACAUGUCGAGGUGAUUCAUGCUUGCAUUGUCGAUCGCAGUGGUUGACCAAAUUUUCAACCCAGUGUACACUUGCUUCACCAAAACUUUUCUGCAUUUUUGAAAAUAUUGAUGUCUAAUGAUCAAUGUGUUAAAGUAAAGAUUAAUUAUUUUCUUUUAUUUUCACGAGCGUCCACCCACCAAAAAUCAACAAAAUUUGCCUUGAGAUUUUUUUUUUCAUUUGCUUAUAUAGGCCUAUAAGAGAAUGCUGCGAAUUUGGGGAGAAUUGGUCACAAUGAACAACCACUUAACGAAUUUGCAACUCCAAUUUUGUAUAGAUAAUAAUUUUGUAAAAUAUUCCACCAUUUUUCCGAUCUAUUUCAAACUUUUACCAUUUCCCCCUAGUUCUUAUCGUUUUCCCUCAAAUCAUCAAUGAAGACUUAAAGUAUCACAAUAGUGUGAUAAUGCACAUGUAAUAUUUGAUUGUAGAAGACUCUACAGACCUAAUCCAAAGCAUCGGAGGAUCUGAUAUCAUCAUCUUCUGCCGUCGAUUCGGGAACUAAUCUUUUCAAUUUUAUACAUUCUAACUAAUAUGUUUGAUUAUUUCAUUUAAUUUGUUUAUUCGGUCAUAUUCACCACAAGGGGUACAGGGGGGUUUUCACCUACGAUAAGGGCUAACUCUGCUUUGGAGGCAUUGAAUCAGACUACACAUCUUGGACUUCUAUUUUUUUCAGAGUCUUGCUUCAAUUUUUAAAUAAAAAAAGAUGAGAACUUGAGAAAAUCGUGCAAGGCGUGACUCCAACCUGCGCCAAUGAUUUUGACAGUCAGUGCAGUUAUCACAUAUAGCGCAUCGUUUUACCAUAGCUCCAUGGUUUUACCGACCGCACCACUACUGAUUGAUGCGUUGGAAACUACGCUAAUUCUAUUUCCAUAACCACGAGGGUGUGUUCGAAACCCAUUUUUUUUUGGGGGGGGUACACGUACGGGUUGAAACGUAUAAAUUCAAAGGCUUGUAUUCUGAAGUUUAACUUAGACCAUGGUUUAACUAUAUGCUAGAAUAUAGGAAGCCUCAAAUUUCAAAGGUUUGUAGACAUUGUCUGUUUCUUGUGUUAACUUUAAUGGUGAAGAAAUGCUUUAAUAGUGGAGGAACUUAUUUCAGUUAUUUUCCUGACAGUUAUAAAAAAUUGGGUUUUAAGUUAAAUUUGAUUAGUGAACUUUGCGUCACAUCUCGCUAUCCAUAUAGUUAAACCAAAUCUUUAGACCAGAGUUUAAAUUAAACCCGAGAUCAGAAUAUAGGGCAGAGUGAACACAUUGUUUGUAUGUCUCUUUGCUGUUCUUUUGUGCAUUCAAAUAAUUGUACAAUAAAUGAAUAGAAUAAUUUUGUUUGUACAUUAUAAUCUUCUUUUAGUGUUGCUGCUUCUAAAGAAUGGAACAACAUACCCACUUUCAUUAAAUCAUCAAACUCUUCAGAUCAAUUCAAGAAACUUCUAAAAACAUACCUCUUUUCCGAUGAAUUUCUUUUGAAUGUAUUUUUAUUGUAAUUAUUAUGUACUCUUGUUUUAAACUCGUUUGUAAACGCUGUGAUAUAGUUAACUAUGGAGAGCGUACUAAAUGCUAGUUAUUAUUAUUAUUAUAUCACAACAAUAUACAUGUAGCCGUAGUACAAAGUAGUGGUGUAAAGUAUACUUUUUCUUUAAAGGUGUAUUGAUUAACGCAGGAAAAAUAGAUGGCGGCCUAUAACAGAAUCGCGACAUUUUUUGUGGGAAUUCUAAUAGAAUAUAUCGGAUAGAGAUUGCUAUCAUUUAUCAAACUCAAAUCUUCCCCAAUAAUUUCCUAAGGUGUGUUCAUUUUUUUCUUGAAAUAACAAUCUAUCCAAUAUCAGAGAGAAUUGAGUUGCAUUGUUAGUUCUUAAAGGUACAAAGUUCAUUGAUGUAGUUGUGAAUCACAAUCGCUAGUUAUUAUUCAAUCACUCAUUGACAAUUAUUAUGAUUAAUCA
Molecule: messenger RNA, 4677 nt
Organism: Lytechinus variegatus (green sea urchin)
Lineage: Eukaryota; Metazoa; Echinodermata; Echinoidea; Temnopleuroida; Toxopneustidae
Product: E3 ubiquitin-protein ligase TRIM71-like
Exons: 3
Coding region: 608-2641 (677 amino acids)
Biological process (GO): positive regulation of DNA-templated transcription
Cellular component (GO): chromatin; nucleoplasm
Molecular function (GO): zinc ion binding; ubiquitin-protein transferase activity; protein binding
Source: RefSeq, a predicted model, not a curated record